UGCGUGACGUUCGCGAGAUGGGUCGUCACUUGUCGCCACCUGCUGACUAUCUCAGUUAAUGCAGUUCCCCGAAUAUCAGAUUGAGUUCCCCGUCUAUUUAUAACAGGCACUAAACUUGUAUUGGGGCAACAAUAUAUUGUGAAAGGACAUUUGGACGUGUCUGUAAACACGUUAUGAAGUAGUCGUAAGCAAAUUACAUUAUCCACAACAGCAAAUGUGCUAUAUUUUGUAUAGUAACUUACUUGAGUUCACAUGAAAAAAUUCUGAAUUGACAGUGGUUACAAGUUCAAGUGGAUUGCUUGAGAUUCUGCUCCAGCUUUGGGUGUCAUGUCCAAGGACACAUUUGCCUUCAGCUCAGCCGCCUUGCACUCUCUGAAAGUGGAUCAGGAGCUCCAGGAGUGGAAGGAUAAGCGGCAGGCAUUGGCCCACAGGAGGGCCAUGAGCCGGCCACCUGUGUCCCGGGCCUCCAGACCCCCUCCCAGACAGCAGCGGGGCCUCCAGGAGAUCCGGGUCUAUGAGGCCCGAUGCAGAGAUACCACAAUCCACAACACAUUCAUGUGUGGGGACAUGAAGGGAGUGCACGUUGUGUCAAAGGACCCCUGCAUGGUCAACGCACUGAUGGAAACAGUACAUGAGGAGAUGGUGUGGGCUCCAGGCAGGUGUCAAACGCAGAGAAUAUGA
Oncorhynchus gorbuscha (pink salmon) is the source of this 681-nucleotide messenger RNA. RefSeq names its product ankyrin repeat and SOCS box protein 16-like. The transcript is spliced from 2 exons. NCBI's taxonomy places the organism in Eukaryota, Metazoa, Chordata, Actinopteri, Salmoniformes, Salmonidae. The record is from RefSeq and is a predicted model, not a curated record. The coding region runs from base 328 to 681 and encodes 117 amino acids.